AUGCGCUUCCAAAUUAUUCUCGCUAUCGCUGCCACCUACAUUGUUGGUGCCAUGGCAGGUGCUUGCGAGGACUGCCAGCGAACAUGCCCUAGGCCAAGUGAAGACGAGUGCAACGCUCUCUGCGCCCCUACCUGCAACGGAAAAUAG
Messenger RNA from Colletotrichum truncatum, 147 nucleotides. RefSeq lists its product as uncharacterized. Lineage: Eukaryota; Fungi; Ascomycota; Sordariomycetes; Glomerellales; Glomerellaceae. The record is from RefSeq and is a predicted model, not a curated record.